GGGGUAUUCACGGGGACGCUUAAUCAAUGUACUAAAGUGCUGUAUUGUGAUUGUUAGCGUACGUGAUGGUUAAUUGAGCCGUUCUUAUCUGGGACUGGGUUCGUUGCGCACUUUGUCACCACUGGACUCAACAGGUAAUUGUAUUCGGUGAGCUGUCUUACCAGUAAGAUUGAGAAUGAUAUGUACAGUUGCAACGUCUUAUGAGGAUGUUAAUCUAUCACGAUGCUGUUCAUCUAAACUUCAAGAUAUCCAGAAAUUUACAAGAUUGAUCUUCUAGUUGCACAGAAUGGCAUCUUCUACAAGCGGUACGGGGCUCUCGCAUCCUAGCACGGCUAGAUGUGGUUUCGACUUCGUGGAAGCGCUUCCCACGGAAUAUACAAGGUCAGUUGAGCUAGUGUGCAUGUCAGCGGUCGUAAUUCGGUCUCAGGAUGGUACGAAGGUCAUGAAAACUUUGCCUCCGUUGCCUGCGGAGUUGAUGCACCUAAAAAGAAUACGGAAGAGGGAGACGCCGACUGAAUUGAAGGGGGCCAAACCUGCCAGUGGAGAACAUGCCACAGAAAGCAAUGGUAAUGGAGAUCAGCAGUCACCCGACAGCAGCAAGGGGUCUCCUGACAGCAAGGACGGUGAUCAGAGCGCAAAAGCAAAAGCGAAAAAAGCAGGCGGCGCGGGGCUAUUGGAAGUGCUGGUAGGACCGAUAGCUUCGUCAUCUUCAUCGAGUAGCACACGCGCAACAAGAGAGGGGCGGGCUACGUCAAAGAGUGACGAUUCUAGUAUCGUUGGAUGUCGUGAUCGCGCAUCUGUCGCACAAAGCGGCGCAGGUGUAUCACUAUCUCAUCAACAGCAGGAUACGAGUGGGACACCUGCAAGCUCCUCGUCUUUCCAGGGACUUGCUGACAAUUAUUCGACUAGUGACGCAAAUAAACCGGCUACAACAAGUAAUUUUGAUGCAGUAGUGUCUGCCCUGCCUCCUGAUGCGGUGGUGGAGCGAAUCGAGGUGGAGGUGCCUGCGCAUGCGCCGCUGACUAUGGCCCAAGUUGACACUUGGGGCAAGCACUGGCCACUGACGUAUCGCAGACCACCCUUUUCGCCGGAAGGGUUUUCGGAGGAACAGAUAUCGCGCUUCCGCACGGUUACGUCGUGGCUUACUGAGGAUGCGAGUCUGCAGUGUGUGGUCUUACUGCCAGAGCGGGAUAAAAAUGAUCUGAGAUUGAAGCAUGCACUAUUCGGGGGAGACGGACGCGCAGAUCACGAGUGUUCCGAUGGUGUCACGAGGACAGUAGUGGAGGACGAGCUAGGAAAAAAAGAUGAAGCGAUAUCAGUGCCACCCGCCAAGAGGCAGAAAAUCACUGCGAAGAAUGGUGCUAAGACUGACGGAGCGUCGUCGGGUCAUGCUGGUAAAGCGACAAGCUUUGAUGUCGGAAGCAACGUAAAAGUUGGCUCAGCUUCCUUAUGUCCAUCGAGAUCAGCUACCAGGAUCGAAGAUGCGUUCCAAGUUUUCAAAAUUCACGACGAAAGAAAUCCACGCGAGGGCAGUGUGCAAGGGGGCAGAAAAGGUGCGACUGCAAGUAUGUCUACCCCCGCAGCGCCGUCUUCUUUUUCUGCUCGUGUGGCCUGUGGUGCAUCUGCCACUUCCUGUUCCGCACUCGCACCGCAGCAUCCUUUGAGAAGUCACGCAGUGAUGCGUGCCUGUGAAGCUGUCGGCAAAAGUCUGGCUGGACUAGCGCGAAAUGCUAGGGGAGAGGAGCAGUACUUGUGUCUCGGUGCAGAAGUGUAUACAAGGGUAGAGCCUUGUGUCAUGUGCGCCAUGGCGCUGGUCCAUUCUCGGGUUCGCCUGGUGUGCUUCGAACGGCCAGACGCAAGUUUUGGGGGUUUUGGCGGCCGCUUGCGCCUUCACGAGGAAAAGAGCCUAAAUCACCAGGUCAGAGUCGUUAGGAGGAUCGCUAGACCUGCUUGAAGGCACGCGAGGAAAAUGUUCUUGCCCCUUCUUUACCCCGAAUCUGCAGAAGCCAAACGUGAUAUCUUUUUUUCAAACGACCUGCAUGCUUUUUUCCCAUUUUUUAACAAUUCUAAUCCUCUUUCAUAAGUCUUCGCGACUCCUGUGCCUCAUGCAUGUGAUAAAGAAUUAAG
Messenger RNA from Amoebophrya sp. A25, 2127 nucleotides. The record is from the annotation of a GenBank genome assembly. Lineage: Eukaryota; Dinophyceae; Syndiniales; Amoebophryaceae.